Molecule: messenger RNA, 2255 nt
Organism: Thalassophryne amazonica
Lineage: Eukaryota; Metazoa; Chordata; Actinopteri; Batrachoidiformes; Batrachoididae
Gene: stk17al
Product: serine/threonine kinase 17a like
Exons: 7
Coding region: 209-1330 (373 amino acids)
Biological process (GO): positive regulation of apoptotic process; protein phosphorylation; intracellular signal transduction
Cellular component (GO): nucleus
Molecular function (GO): protein serine/threonine kinase activity; ATP binding
Source: RefSeq, a predicted model, not a curated record
AAGCUGCUUUUGAAGCAGUUGGUGUCCCGCUCCUGUCGGUCCUCUUCUGCUCUCUGGAUUAUCUCCCGCUGCUGUGACACAAUUACGCAGAACUUUGAUCGCCACUUUUAUCAUGCGAGAUUUUACCUAAACGGACCAAAAGGAGAAAACAACACCCGCUUCUUUAUUUUGGUGGAAGAUAAUUUCACUUAAAAAAAAAUCGACCCCAAUGCCAGAUUCAGAAGCGAUGAACAAGAACGGAAUGGUGACAAAGAUCCACACGCGGAUAACAACCGAGCCGUUCACGGCCAAUUUCGAGCUGGUCGGCAGAGAACUGGGCAGGGGGAAGUUUGCAGUGGUGAAGAAGUGCAUGGAGAAGUCCUCUGGGAAACUGUACGCCGCCAAGUUCCUGAGGAAGCGACGGAAGGGCCAGGACUGUCGCGUGGACAUCUUGAACGAGAUCUCCGUGCUGGAGCUGGCCAAGGGAAACCCUUAUGUGGUGGCACUGCACGAGGUCUACGAAACCAAUACCGAAAUCAUCCUUGUUUUGGAGUGUGCCGCUGGUGGUGAAAUCUUUAACCAGUGUGUGGCUGAUAAUGACGAGGCCUUCACGGAAAAAGAUGUGAUCCGGCUAGCUCGGCAGAUCCUGACAGGAGUGGCUUUCUUACACAGGAGCAACGUGGUGCAUCUGGAUCUGAAACCCCAGAAUAUCUUGCUGACCAGUGCCAGACCUCUGGGAGACAUCCGUAUUGUGGAUUUUGGCUUGUCGAGACGCAUGGACAAUGUCACAGAAGUCAGGGAGAUCCUAGGUACCCCUGAGUAUGUAGCACCAGAGAUCCUCAACUAUGAACCCUUAAGCACUUCUACGGACAUGUGGAGCAUCGGAGUCUUGAUUUACGUCAUGCUGACUGGUGAGUCUCCCUUCCUGGGUGACGAUAAACAGGAGACGUUCCUCAACAUCUCCCAGGUCAAUGUAGACUACUCGCAAGACUCAUUAGAGGGGAUUUCCUCCUUGGCUAUCGACUUUAUCAAGUCCUUGCUGGUUAAAAACCCCAGGAAGAGAGCCACAGCAGAAGAAUCCCUCCACCACCCCUGGCUGAACCCUCUUCCCCAUCAUCCCAACUCCCACCCGAAACUCCACAGCAGGUCGGCCUCUUCCUUGGAUGAGCAGGAGAUGAGCCAGUCUGAGUCAGAGCCAGAGAGCCCGGCUCCUUCCCCCGACCUGGACUUGAUUGGGUCGUAUCUCACCUGUCUAGGUCAGGGGGAGCUGAAAACGGGCCGCGACACCUUCACCUUUAGCGAGCCUCCAUUUCCUACACGGCCUGAGAUCCAGCAGGAACUCAUUUGUUGAAUGUCAGAAUAAACUUGAACCCCUGUGCAUAGCUAGAAAGGAAUGCCCAAUGAUGGACCUUUAGUCACAGACUGACACUCUAAAAUGUGACAUAAAUAAGCUGGGCUUGGGUUUAACGCUGGCCAGAUGGCCUCUGCACGCACACUGGUUUCUCUCCUUGAGCAAUUAGCCUUUUGAAGUGGCUUCCAGAGGGGAGGCGCUUUGCCCUUUGCCGUCCGUGCACGCUCUUCAACAUGGGUUCUGUUUCAGCGAUGACUUUUGUUGAAGGAACAUCAGGGUUUUGGAGGGUGGGUCGGCUCCAACACUGAAGUCAGGCUUAACUGUUUUACUGUUUAUAUGUUUAUUUAUCCUCGCUAUCCCACUUCAGACCCCGAAGGGGAAAGAGAAGCCACAGUAAUGCCCGCGUUUAGGAUGGACAUAGUAGCAUUGAUACUUCUUGGACAAUCUUGAGCACUUUUUUUUCUCAUUUAUAGAAACCAAAGCACAGUCAGUUCACAUAAUGUACUGUACAUAUUAUCUACCUUCCACCACUCACUGUCAUUUUUUUAAGUGCCACAUUGUCAGUCUAAUUAUAAUUCAGUUUAAAUGUUUGUUUUUUUUUGUGGCUGUUGCACACGUUGCCAUGUGUUUCCCGUUUAUUUUAUUUUUAUUCAAUGCGAAGUUUCCAUUUCGGCUCUGCAUGCUUCAAACUUAAGUCUUUGAAGGAGAGAUUUACUGGCAGGUGUUUAAAACAUCAGAUUUACCCCCCAGUAUAAAUGUAAGAAUGAAGCAAUAACGUGGUCGACUGAAGAGUCCAGAGUUGUACACAUAAUGUGAUGUUUGCCUUGGAUGCUCGGGAGCAGAGAUAUUAACUGUCAAAUGGAAAGAGUACUGAAAUGUAUAUUGUGAGUUAGUAUUAAGAUUAAUCUGCAAUAAUGAUUGCUUU